AUGGCUCCCAAGGGGCAAAAGUUUGAGCUGAAGACUCCCAAGGGGACGAAGGAUUGGGAGGGAAAGGACAUGGUGAUCCGAGACAAAAUCUUCUCCACCAUCACUGAUGUUUUCAAGCGCCACGGUGCGGUUACAAUCGAUACACCAGUCUUCGAACUAAAGGAUAUCCUCUCCGGAAAAUACGGCGAGGACAGCAAGCUCAUAUACGACCUUGCGGACCAAGGAGGAGAGAUCUGCUCCUUGAGAUAUGACCUAACCGUCCCAUUCGCAAGAUGGCUGGCGAUGAAUCGAGAUUGCCAGGCGAUUAAGCGCUAUCACAUUGCGAAAGUCUACAGACGGGAUCAACCAGCAAUGACAAAAGGCCGCAUGCGAGAAUUCUACCAGUGCGAUUUUGAUAUUGCGGGCGUGUAUGAUCCGAUGCUUCCCGACGCAGAGAUUGUACGUAUUACCACUGAAAUUUUUGAGGGACUUGGCUGGAACGGACGAUAUACGAUCAAGCUCAAUCACCGCAAAAUAUUGGACGGAAUUUUUGAGGUCUGCGGUGUACCAAGCGAGAAGAUUCGUACGAUAUCAUCUGCGGUCGACAAGCUAGACAAAUCACCAUGGGCAGAAGUUCGCAGGGAAAUGACAGAGGAUAAGGGCCUUGCGGAGGAAGUAGCCGAUAAGAUUGGAGAAUAUGUCGUGCUGAAGGGUCAGAAAGAUCUGUUAAGCAAACUGCAAGACGAUGCAACGCUAAUGGCAAAUGCAUCUAUGAAGGCUGGUUUGGCAGAUAUGGAGCUGCUCUUCACCUAUUUGAAAGCUUUUAACGCCCUAGAAAAUGUCUCGUUCGACCUGAGUUUAGCACGUGGGCUCGACUACUACACCGGCAUGAUCUUCGAGGUUGUGACGGAAGGCUCGGCUCCCCUUGCAAGCACAUCUGUCGCUGCAGCUGCAGCUGCAACCCCCAAGCCUUCGAAGAAAUCCUCCGGCAAAAAGGGUGGCGUGGAUUUUGAUGAGGAUCGCUCAUCGGAUCCGAGCGUUGGCGUUGGCAGUGUAGCCGCAGGUGGCCGUUACGACAAUCUCGUGGGGAUGUUCUCUGGCAAGAAUCAAAUUCCUUGUGUUGGUAUUUCAUUUGGUGUGGACCGGAUUUUCUCCAUUACCAAAGCCAGAAUGGCAGCCGACAAGAACGCAGAACAGGUUCGGAAUAACGAAACCGAAGUUUUUGUUAUGGCAUUUGGUGGCAAGGGCUUUACUGGGCUCUUGGAGGAGAGACUAUCCAUUUGCACCAAGCUGUGGGAGGCUGGGAUAAAGGCAAGAGCUGAGUUUCUCUACAAAAUCAAGCCAAAACUGGGGAAUCAAUUUAACGCAGCUGAGAAGAAUGGCUGCCCAUUAUGCGUCGUUAUCGGUGAGGACGAAAUGGCUCAAGGUAAAGUCAAGAUUAAGGAGAUGGGACUUCGAGAUGGUCACCCUGAGAAAGAAGGCGUCAUGGUCAGCCUUGACGACCUCGUACCUGAGGUCAGGAAACGCAUACUGCGCAAGUCAAAUUUAGAGGAACUUGUUCAGGAGGCCGCGGGACUAAAGGUUGUUGGUGGAAUACGGGGUGAGCCUGAGCCUGUGCCUGAGCCCCAGCCAACGAAAGGCCUAGAAGGUGCCGCGCUCACCGAAGCCCCCGCGGAGGUCUCCUCUACUUCACAAGAAGCUAUCCCAGCCGUACCUGCUUCAUAA
This is a messenger RNA of Venustampulla echinocandica, 1704 nucleotides long. RefSeq names its product Class II aaRS and biotin synthetase. Gene Ontology annotation, biological process: histidyl-tRNA aminoacylation; mitochondrial translation. Gene Ontology annotation, cellular component: mitochondrion. The record is from RefSeq and is a predicted model, not a curated record. Lineage: Eukaryota; Fungi; Ascomycota; Leotiomycetes; Helotiales; Pleuroascaceae. The transcript has 3 exons. Gene Ontology annotation, molecular function: ATP binding; histidine-tRNA ligase activity. Bases 1 to 1704 code for a protein of 567 amino acids.